Molecule: messenger RNA, 2517 nt
Organism: Myodes glareolus (Bank vole)
Lineage: Eukaryota; Metazoa; Chordata; Mammalia; Rodentia; Cricetidae
Source: RefSeq, a predicted model, not a curated record
AGGGAAGUGUGUUCAACUGUCAAGCAGACAGACAGCUCAGCUGAAGGAAGAGCAUGGAAAUCCACACAGAAAAUGAUUCUGAAGGGCACUGACCACACAGGGUCUCACUAUGUAGUGCUGGCUGCCUUGGAGUUCACCUUCCUUGACAUCCAGAUCCUCCCGUCUCAGUCCCAGUCCCAGUACCCUAAAUGGUGGGAUUACAGAUGUGCACCACCAUAGUCAGCAAAAGAACAGUUGAUCCUUGGGAGAACAAAAGGUGUGAGUGCAAGAAAGGAUUAAUGAGGAGAGGGUGCUCCCAAGGGACAGGCUCCACAGAACAGUUAGAAGUGAAAAUCAAACUGUCAAGUGGGUUGCUGAGAUGUCUAUGAGGUUUUUCUCCUCUGUCUCUUGACCUCGUAGGUCAGCUUUACACAGCUCCAGUUAAAGCUGACACAAGGUUCAUCCCCCAGCCCACCCAAGGUUACAGACGCUUAGACAGCUGGUGGCAAAGCGACCCUACACUGGCUGGCCGUGUGCAAGUGCACUAAGGUCACCACAGUUGCAGCUUUCGUGAGUCAGCGCCCAGUCGGUGAUGGGCUGUGCAGUGACGCAGCUGCCUUCAAGGGGUCCCUGCUCCUGUAUCCCUUCGCCAGUGCUCCUGGAACUGAUUUUGGUAAAGUCAUUGGCUUAUCAAGUUGGUCUGUGGUGUGUCUUGGUUUGAAUGGGAAACGUUCCCCUCUGGGCUAAUGUAUUUGAACACCUGCAACCCAAUUGGCAAGGUGGAUAGCACAGAGGGCCUUCUCAGGAUGGUGGGAUUAUUCUGUAUAAUACUGCAAAGAAUAUGUGUCGAUAGGCAUCUCAUCCACAGAAAGGAGACAGGGAGAAAGAGGUUUGGCCCGUCACGGGCUUUUGAAACCUCAGAGCUUACUCCCAGUGGCACACUUACUCCAACAAACCACAUGUCUUAAUCCUUCCCCAAAGAGUUCCAACAACUAGAGGCUACGAGCAUGGAACAUCUCUGUGACCCACUGUACACACACCAAGGCAGAAGAAGAGCAGUUGGCAGCCCUGGCCAGUGCUAGAGAAAGCCUAUGUGGGGGGAGGCUCAGGCCGGAGGGCCCCAGGAAGUGACCUCACUUUCCUCACAAUGGUCCAGAUGUUACUUGGCAUCCUGGUUGCCAGGUAGCCAGAGGCGGGCAGUAGCCUCACAGUUCAGGCUGACUCACUUUUCCUGAGACACUCAACGAGUGAGGAUGUUGUCCUGUUUUAGGAAAACUCGUGGCUCAGGCCACAGAAAAGGCAAGGGUGGUCUCCUUGGCCACCUUUGGGGCCUUCUCACACACGUCUGGUCAUCUUGUACCGGGCAAGACCAGGUAAGACAGGCCAGCCUGGAGCAGGAGUCCUUUCUGGUCCCCCUAAUCUACUGCAAUCCCUGCCUGGGGCUGGGUUCCUCUGAGAACACUGGGGAACAUUCUUUAUGCCCACUUGUCCCUUCAGUGUGUGGUAAUGGGUUGUUGAUGUCUCUCAGAGUUUCCACAUUUGAGCUCCUUCCUUUCUUGGUCCUUCCUCAGGCUCAAGAGGAUUUCGAUCGCCUAUGUAGACCGCUCAAAUUUGACUACAGAAGUCCCUAUUUCAUAGAUAAAGUCGUGUCUUAUCUCCCGACUGCUCUCAGAAAGGGGAAAUACGACUUUGUGGAUGCUUUCCUUGCUGUCUAUCCCGCUUUCGCCACCACCCUGAAGGUGCUGGUAUUAAUAACGGACAAGAUUAUGUAUGGAUGUCCCCAUGCUGGCUUUCCGAGACACUACAUUAGAAAGAGGUGUGGAUCUCUCCAUGAUGACUUUCUGGAGCACUACAUUAUAAAGAGAAACAUUCUAUACUUUCUGAUACACUGGAUGCAGAAAAUGCCAGAGGAUUUUAGCACGGCUCUGGAUCGGAUGAUCCUGAAGAGACUUCUGGACUACCUGUACCAGUACUUUCCUCAAGUAUUCCACCGACUGCGUGUCCAGACGCUCGUGUCACAGCUGGGGGUGCAGAAGUCCGCGGAAACGCCUGAGGAAGAUGAGGAGGCCAGAGAUCGUGGGUUCCGCAGGGCAACAACAUCAUUAGCCCCGAUACCGGAUGCCACAGAGAUGCAGGAGAAGAAGCUGCAUCCUUCACCACCUUCUGUGGCAGGGCCACCGGGAGACCUGACACCCAAAGAGGACACUGAGAGCGCGGAUUCGGCAACAGGGGGACCAACUCUGCCCGAGGAUGCACCGGAGCAGCUUAAACGCACAUCAGCCGAUUCCGUGCAUGUGAUCAUCCCUAUCCAAACUGCUGAGCACAUCCCUGCAGUUGUGCCUGUUGUCCCACUGCCUGAUGAUGAUGUGUAGAGAACCAAAUCACCUACGGAGUUCCACCUGCAUGCAGAAACUCUGCUUCCCUAUAUAGGGAAAAUGUCCCUGUCCAUUUUGUUUAACUCUUUGUUGCUGUUGUUGAUUUCAUUGUUAUAGUGUUGUUUAAUGUUGAUUAUCAAUAAAAUUUUCGUCCUCAUUUUAA